This is a messenger RNA of Esox lucius (northern pike), 1625 nucleotides long. RefSeq names its product acyl-coenzyme A thioesterase 1-like. Bases 134 to 1399 code for a protein of 421 amino acids. Gene Ontology annotation, biological process: acyl-CoA metabolic process; fatty acid metabolic process. Lineage: Eukaryota; Metazoa; Chordata; Actinopteri; Esociformes; Esocidae. The transcript is spliced from 5 exons. The record is from RefSeq and is a predicted model, not a curated record. Gene Ontology annotation, molecular function: fatty acyl-CoA hydrolase activity.
ACACACGGUUCCACGCUAGCGGUCAUGUGUGGUAUGACGUCAUUACGUUGAGUGCAUUAAUAGAGGAAGAAGGUCCAAGGGUACACACUGGGAAGGAACGGUUGACUAAGCUCUGACAUCUGCCGCUGCUAGAAUGUCUCUCUCUCCGAUCCAAAUCCGGCUUCUCCCUAACCCUCGCUGUUUCUUCGACGAGCAGGUGCAUGUGAAGGUAGAUGGACUUUCUCCGCACCAGAAAGUGGAGUUGAAGUCCAUGGUCAAGGAUGAUAAAGGUGUCAUCUUUAAAGCGUCCGCACUCUACGCUGCAGAUGCUACAGGACAGGUAGAUUUGUGCCGCUCUCCCUCUUUGGGAGGCAGUUACACAGGAGUUGAACCCAUGGGCUUGUUUUGGUCCAUGACGGCCCAGACUCCUCACAGUAAACUGGUAAAGAGAGACGUUACGGACCCCAUGUUGGUGGACAUCGAGGUGUUCGAUACGGACGGACAAGGACCGGUUCUUGGUACUGUGACCACCGAGAGAGCUUUCCUGGGGGGAGGAGUGAGGCGGACCCCGGUCAGAGGAGAGAGAAUCAAAGGGACCCUUUUUACCCCCCCAGGCCCAGGCCCCUUCCCAGGAGUCUUGGACCUGCCUAUGAUGUCUAGAAAUAUAUCAGAGGUCAGAGCCUGUCUCCUGGCCAACAAAGGUUUUGUUGUCCUGGCCGUAGCUCUGUUUGGGUAUGAGGACCAGCCCAAGAAGGUGAAGCACCUUGACCUGGAAUACUUUGAGGAGGCCGUGAAGUUUCUCAGAGGAAGACCUGAGGUGCACGGUGCAGGUAUAGGUGUGUUAGCUAUAUCCAAGAGUGGAGACGUGGCCCUCUCCAUUGCGUCCCAUCUACCUGGCAUCUCAGCAACUGUCGCCAUCAAUGGCUGCAACUUCAGUGUCCACUUUCCCCUGCAUUACAAAGGCACCGUCAUCUCCCCUUCUCCGUUACCAGUCUGGGACAAGAUAACCCCCACACCCUGCGGCCCCCUGAAUGUCCGCGAGGCCACGUCGAGUGACGUGAACCAGGCUUCCGAGAUUCCAAUCGAACGUUCCGGUUCGCCGUUCCUCUUCGCGGCCUCCGAGGACGACGGCAACUGGAAAAGCUGUCUCUAUGCGCAGAGGGCGGUGGCCCGGCUGAGGCGCCACGGCAGAGAGAACGUUGAGGUGGUGACAUACCCCGGGGCGGGACAUUACCUGGAGGUGCCUUACAUGCCCCAUUGCCCGUCUGCCAUCCACCCCGCUGUGGGUAAAGUGGUGGCGUUUGGGGGAGAAGCUAAACCCCACCAUGAAGCUCAGCUGGACCUGUGGAGGAGGAUCCAAGAGUUCUUCGGAAAACACCUGGAGGGCAGACACAACAUCGCAGAGAAAUCUAGGUUAUGAAAUAGAGGGUCACAACUCACAGGUGUGAAAUUAGUCCAUCAAAUCUUGCUAACAUACAAGACCAUUUUGACCUCUGAGGGCCCCAUGAGAACCCACAAUGUUGACAACUUUCUCUCAUAACAGUCCCUGAAUGUCCAUGGCUGAUCAUUUGCUUUGCAUUUCUCUACCUAACAGAGACACACUACAGAAACUAGUAAAUAAAAUCAUGUGAAUCACUACAAUUCAA